AUGCCUCCCAAGAAGGUUACCAGCGCGCCCAAGAAGGUGGCGUCGACUACUGCUCCUCACACCUCUUACCGUGAUAUGAUCAAGGACGCCAUUAUUAGCCUGAAGGAACGCAAUGGUAGCAGUCGCCAGGCUAUCAAGAAGUACGUUCAGUCUAACAACAAGAUCAACGUCACUUCCCAGAGUGUCUUCGACUCUCAGUUCAACAAGGCUAUCAAGGCCGGUGUUGAGAAGAAUGAGUUCACUCAGCCCAAGGGCCCAUCUGGCCCUCUGAAGCUUGCGAAGAAGGAUGCUCCUGUCAAGGCCGCUCCUAAGCCUGCCCCCAAGGCUUCUACCAAAGCUCCUGCUCCUGCUAAAGCUCCUGCUAAGGCCCCGGCUAAGACCCCCACCAAGACUGGUCCCAAGACUGUCACAAAGACUGCGGGCAAGAAGGCCGCCACCAAGCCCAAGGCUAACUCUGGCAAGGCUCGCAAGACCUCCACCGCCGCCCCGGCUGUCGUUGAGCAGCCCAAGAUUCUGGGAAAGACCAAGUCUGGCCGUAUCACCAAGACUACUGCCCCGCAGCCCACAACUACCCGGGCUGCUCCCAAGAAGCGGACCACCAAGAAAUAG
Molecule: messenger RNA, 609 nt
Organism: Penicillium verrucosum
Lineage: Eukaryota; Fungi; Ascomycota; Eurotiomycetes; Eurotiales; Aspergillaceae
Product: histone H1/H5 family protein
Exons: 7
Coding region: 1-609 (202 amino acids)
Biological process (GO): nucleosome assembly; negative regulation of DNA recombination; chromosome condensation
Cellular component (GO): nucleus; nucleosome
Molecular function (GO): double-stranded DNA binding; structural constituent of chromatin; nucleosomal DNA binding
Source: RefSeq, a predicted model, not a curated record